Penicillium cinerascens is the source of this 1794-nucleotide messenger RNA. RefSeq lists its product as uncharacterized. Lineage: Eukaryota; Fungi; Ascomycota; Eurotiomycetes; Eurotiales; Aspergillaceae. Bases 1 to 1794 code for a protein of 597 amino acids. Gene Ontology annotation, molecular function: GTPase activator activity. Gene Ontology annotation, biological process: activation of GTPase activity; signal transduction; regulation of fungal-type cell wall organization. Gene Ontology annotation, cellular component: cell cortex. The transcript has a single exon. The record is from RefSeq and is a predicted model, not a curated record.
AUGACAUCGGGGAACCUGUCGGCCAUUUUCCAGCCCGGCAUGUUGUCCCACCCCCAACACGACAUGGCACCGGCAGAGUACAAGCUGAGCCAGGACGUGUUGAUCUUUCUCAUUGAGAACCAGGAUCAUUUCCUGGUAGGCAUGAGCGGCACCUGCGCCGAUGAACAGCAAAUGAAAGAGGUCGGGGCCGGUUUCCCUUCGCGUCCCACCAUGACUCAACCAAAUGUUCGACGAUCCGUGUCGAGUGCGAGUGCCGGAACGGAAAGCCAACGCAAGCUGGACACUAUUCGGCGCAAUGUUUCCGUUUCAUCCCGCAACUCACGGACUUCGAACAAUGCUCCCAGCCCGGGAACUCCCACCUCCUCUGGUGGUGGCGUCCACCGGAGCAAUACUCUUCCCUCCAAGAUGGGUCCCGUCGUGGCAUCUGCCCGGUUUACACGGUCUGGCGAGCCGGCCUCGAAUAACCCGUCCGGUCUUUCCGUCUCCCAUCAAAGCUCUCGGUCGGCCAGUCGAACACCGUCUGUGCGUGAGGAACCCGAGCAACGCAAUCCAAGCUUGACUCCGUCCACGCCCACCGCGGGAAGUACCUAUGUACACACCUCCACUCACGGCCCGAUACCAGUUGCGGCAGCAGAACAUCGUAGUGUCAUUGAUCCUCCUCGGCCUCAAGAGAACCUGCAAACCCCUGUAUCAUCACCCCUUCCAGUUGUAACCCCGACCCGGGAACGCAAACUCUCCACGCUCUUCAGCAAAUCUCCACCGCCAGAAGGCGAGCAGAAGGAACCACGUCAGCCAAACCGCUUGAAGAAGAAGCGGAUACCUGGCAGUGCAAGUAUGAGCGCCCAGAGCUCGUCUAACUCCCUACAUGGAACACCCUCCGAGUUGAAUGUUGCGGAUACGUCCUUGGAUGCGAAACGUGACCGACAGUCAACGGAUGCUGCCAUGGGCGACAUUACCCCGAAACCUCCCACCACAACGAACAUGAGCAAUCUUGAUGCUCCCUCGGAUUCACACGCUAUCGGAGAGGGUGCAGCUCAGUCAUGUCAUGACACCUCCCUCAAGCCGCAUAGAUCCCGCACACCCUCCAUGAACUCUCGAUCCUCUUUCACCGACCAGUCGGAUUAUGACCAGCCCGAAGAUCCCGUGCGGUCUGAGCGCCGAGAUAAUCGGCGCAGCUGGCGGUUCCACCGCUCAUCAAAACGAAGCAGUGAGCAGGUCGGGCUCGGCCUUUCGUCUCCGCCCUUGGCUGUAACGAAUCCAGGAGCAGACCAGAGCACCAGCUCGAUCGGUAGCGGCCAACACAGCACCGAUCCUUCCAGCCAGCCUCUCAGCCUAGACGCCGGAGUCCAAAGCAACUCUGCCCCGAGCGAGCCGGAGAAGAAGAGUCUGUUUGGCAAGUUCAAAGCCAAGGUGGCCCAGGUCCGUGAUGGCGUCAAAGAUGAACGGGAGCGAGCCAAAAGCCCCAAUCAGUUGGACACCGACCCAUCCUCCACCCAGCCGCUUUCUCCCACCAUGCCGAGUCAGACCAAUGGCAAGCCCGCAAUCGACAUACCCACAGAUCCUCCAAAGGAGGAACCUGUUCGGUCGCCUAUCUCGCCUUUCCCUGGACCAGGUAUGCACCCAUCAAUACCAGAGGAGCCACACAGCCCCGAGGCACCGACCAAUAUCCCCGCAGUUGAAUCGAAAGAGACUACGAAAGAUGAGCCCACGUCCACCUCGGAGGCAGCUCCCGUUCCCGAAGCCCCCGUAUCUGAGGCGCUGAAGGAGGCCACCGAGAAGGAAGCGUCUGCUUAG